AUGGUGGAUCCUCUCAGCAUCACUGUCUCCGUUGUAGGCAUCACCACGGCGGCCCUUCAGAGUAUUCAGUUCCUCAUUCAGACUAUCGACAAGAUCAAAGAUGAUCCCGACACUAUCAAAGGUGUUAGCACAGAUCUUCACGUAAUUCAGCCUGUUUUGCAAAAUCUGGUCAAAUUGGCGCAAGACAAUUCUUCGCCAAUCAUUCUCAGCGAACAGAUCACACACGCUCACUGGCUAGAACGUUCCACGGAAGACAAGAUUUUCUGGAUUGACAGGUGGAGAGUUGGACUGUUCGGGCUCGAGCGGAUCAAGACAUUUAGAGCGCAGUUAAGUGACUGCAAAGGCACCCUUAGCAUCGCCCUCUCUACAGCCACAAUCAUUACAACAUCCCGUCAAGAGCAUUUGAUGCAAGAAAUGAAAGACAUGAUGCUCCAACAAAACGAACUUGUUAUUCAGCAGCAGAUCGCCCGGGCAGAUGUUGAAACGAGGGAGAUACAGCUCAGAAUGCAGCAACUCCCCGCAGGCAAUGACAACGAAUUGGCAACUACAACACCACAACUCAGAGAAUGUGAACCGAGUAGAGGGGAGCUUCUUCACGAGCUUGGGAAACGGCAUACCGCCAAUCAAUCCUUCAUAAAGAUGUGCGAGGAAGCGCUUUCCCAAACCCACUACCAGCGAACAGGGGAGAAACUCAAGGGUGUCAGAGCGACAAACAACAGCUCGACUAUCACGGGUUUCAUCAACACCUCUGGAGAAGAGUCAAAGAUCGAUCAGGACAUUUCGGACGUCACCGCCGACAACUUCAGUAUUGCAGUUGCCGGAGUCGUGAAGAAUCUGGAUUUCAAGAAUUUGCGUCCCAGCGGCCCAGAUAAAGUUUAA
Molecule: messenger RNA, 879 nt
Organism: Didymosphaeria variabile
Lineage: Eukaryota; Fungi; Ascomycota; Dothideomycetes; Pleosporales; Didymosphaeriaceae
Exons: 3
Coding region: 1-879 (292 amino acids)
Source: RefSeq, a predicted model, not a curated record